UAGCCGUUAUCCACAGUCGAUAGCUUACCCAUAAAUAGUCAAGGAGGUCGUUGGCGUUAGUUUCCGUCUUGUCUAACCUCAAUCGAAAUCCAUUCAAAGAGUUGUUAAUUGCUUGAGUGCCACCUUAUUGUUGUCUUUUGCUUCAGUUGCAGCCUUGAAUGUUUGAAAGGCAUCCCUUACUCGAGGAUCAUAACCCUUUUCCUAAGAUAGAAGAGGAAGUUCCGAACGCAUUCACUGACUAAAUGGAGUCCCCAUUCAUGCGCAUUCCAGCCGAAGUGAGGUUGAUGAUCUACUCAUACCUCUUCGAUGCGGGUGAGGCUGGUGAUAGUAUAUGCAAGGACGAAGGAUGCUUGAAAUCAGGCUCAGACAGCACAUCCAGCAAAAAGAGGUCGAAGAUAAUAUCAAUCCGAAAUAGAAAGGAGCCCACCCCGUUGCAGAGUCAGGCACCCGAUAGAGGCUACGAUUUUAAACCGCGUACGCGGUACCAUAUUCUGGAUCGGUCUUUCCGCCGCCGUCGUGUCGAGGUGACAUAUGGGAUGGCGAACAAGGGGGCGUACUUCUGUACAGCGUUGAUGCGAGUCAACCGUGCCGUGUGGGCCGAGACGUCACAUUUGGUUUACGCAAAACACGAGUUUGAUUUCGGCGCUGAUGUCGAAGCCCCCAAGCCAUUCCUCUCGGAUCUCACACCUCAGACGCGUGGGUUGGUGAAGCGGAUCGCAAUCUACAAAAGGGGCCCAUGGCUUUUUGACAGCUGGAAUGAUCGGUGCGAGUGGCAGACUAUGUGCGCUUAUCUCUGCGAAAGCUCGGCCGUAGAGCACCUGCGUCUCAUCGUCCAGGCUGGUCGACUACCAAGCUCUGGAGGGGAGGAGGAAGAGGAGGAGAAGGAGAAGGAAAAGGAGAAGGAGUGGGCCAGCCCGCGUGAGCUCUCUAAAACCGAUGUGGCACUGUUAGUCGAUAUUCGCCAUGAUACGCUUGAUUGGGUCAGCGAUCUCGUGAAUUUGAACAAGCUUCGAGAGGUGGAGGUGGAGGCGGACUUUGGCGAUGUGCCUCGGGCGCAGAAUUCGAACAUGUUUGUUUUCAUGGCAUUUUCGGCGUCCAUCGAAAGGGGUUUCAAGGAGUUCUUAAAGUGGCGACUUGGGUUGAGUUGAGCUAUGAGGACCAUAGUACAAGCUUACUGGCUUCUGAAAUCUGAUAAUGGUAACAUUCAAGGACUGACUGCACCGUUGCUUCUUAGCAGAAAUGGAAGGGUGUCUGUAUUCUGUAUGCGUGCCUAAGAAUGAGUUUGCAUCAUAGGUCCGGACUCUACCUGCCUACAGCACCUAAGGUACGGUACCUAACUUAGGCGCCCAAGUGUCUUAGCAUCACAUACCCCUGCUCUGGAACCAGCCCACCGGGUUCUAGGCGGCCAGGCCCCUGCAUUAGCGCCCGGCAGUAACA
This is a messenger RNA of Xylaria bambusicola, 1437 nucleotides long. RefSeq lists its product as uncharacterized. Lineage: Eukaryota; Fungi; Ascomycota; Sordariomycetes; Xylariales; Xylariaceae. The record is from RefSeq and is a predicted model, not a curated record. Bases 243 to 1148 code for a protein of 301 amino acids. The transcript has 2 exons.